Trifolium pratense (red clover) is the source of this 1961-nucleotide messenger RNA. RefSeq names its product amino acid transporter AVT3C-like. Gene Ontology annotation, biological process: amino acid transmembrane transport. Bases 300 to 1580 code for a protein of 426 amino acids. Gene Ontology annotation, molecular function: amino acid transmembrane transporter activity. The record is from RefSeq and is a predicted model, not a curated record. Gene Ontology annotation, cellular component: vacuolar membrane. The transcript has a single exon. Lineage: Eukaryota; Viridiplantae; Streptophyta; Magnoliopsida; Fabales; Fabaceae.
UCAAUCUGGUACUAGUAGUAGUACUACAAGUCUACAAGUCAAGUCUCUAUCUCUCUAUUCAGUGCAUCUUGUCAGAUGCCUAAGUGCAGAUCAGUGAUAUUUAAUCCAACUUAAUCAGAUUGAUUAGCUUAAUUAUUUGACUUAUCACAUAAGACAUAGAAGAAGUUAUCUCUAUAAUCUCUUCCCCACAACACAACACAAACAAACUUCACAAACCUCAAAUUCCAUUUUCAUUUCAACACAAAAAAAAAACACCUCUUCCUUAAACCUUAAUCCAACACAAACAAAAUCCAACAACGAUGGUGUUCAAAGAAGCAGGUUCAUCUUCUUCCUAUUCACUCCCACCAUACCCAAGAGAAGACACCCCCCUUCUCACAAACUCACCCCCCCUUUCCUCCCAAUUCAAAACCUGCGCCAAUAUCUUCAUCGCCAUCGUCGGCGCCGGCGUUCUCGGCCUCCCAUACACCUUCAAAACAACCGGUUACGCCACCGGUUUAAUCAUGCUUUUCAUCGUCGCUUUUCUCACCUACCACUGCAUGUUACUCCUAGUCAACACUCGCCGGAAGCUAGAAUCAAUCAUGGGUUUCUCAAAAAUCAAAUCUUUCGGCGAUUUAGGGUUCUCCAUUUGUGGCCCAUUUGGUCGAUUUUCCGUUGAUGCCAUGAUUGUGCUUUCACAAGCUGGGUUUUGUGUUAGUUACCUUAUUUUCAUUGCUUCAACUUUAUCUUAUCUUGUCGCCGGUAACUCCACCGGAGAGACGAUACCGGUGUUUCUAGGUUUGACUCCUAAGGUUUUGUUCCUUUGGGGUUGUUUUCCUUUUCAAUUAGGGUUGAAUUCUAUUAAGACUUUGACUCAUUUAGCCCCUUUGAGUAUAUUUGCUGAUGCUGUUGAUAUUACUGCUAAGAGUGUUGUUAUGGUUGAAGAUGUUUUUGAAUUUAUGCAAAAUAGGCCUAAUUUGGAAGCUUUUAAGGGUUUUUCAGUCUUUUUCUAUGGUAUUGGUGUUGCUGUUUAUGCUUUUGAAGGUAUUGGAAUGGUUUUACCUUUGGAAAGUGAGACUAAAGAUAAGGAGAAAUUUGGUAGAGUUUUAGGUAUUGGAAUGGGUUUGAUUUCUGUGUUAUUUGGUGCUUUUGGUGCAUUAGGUUACUUUGCUUUUGGUGAAGAAACAAAGGAUAUUAUUACUAAUAAUUUAGGUCAAGGUUUGAUUAGUAUUGUGGUUCAAUUAGGACUUUGUAUUAAUUUGUUUAUUACUUUUCCUUUGAUGAUGAAUCCGGUUUAUGAAGUGUUUGAGAGAAGGUUUUAUGAUUCUAGGUAUUGUUUAUGGAUAAGGUGGCUGUUGGUUUUGAUUGUGAGUUUAGUGGCUCUUUUGGUGCCUAAUUUUGCUGAUUUUCUUUCACUUGUUGGAAGUAGUGUUUGUGUUGUUCUUGGAUUUGUGUUACCUGCUUUGUUUCAUUGUAUAGUUUUUAGGGAUGAGUUGGGUUGGAGAUGUUUGGUUUCAGAUGGGGCAAUUAUGGUUUUUGGGUUUGUCGUUGCUGUUACCGGAACUUAUACUUCUGUGUCAGAGAUUCUUUCUCCUAAGGCCUGAUUUGAUUUGGAAGAAGAAAAGUUUGAAAGAUGAAAUGUGCAAAUUUUCAGGUGUUUUUGAUGAGGGAAUCAUUGUUUAUAUGUUGCAUGCUGAAGGAUACUUGGUUGUUCCUUGAUGAAGAUUCUUGUUCCUUAUUAUUGAUUUUGGACAGGAAUUUCUUUUACUUGGGUCAUCAAUUGGAUUUGAUGCAGUUCUGAAGUUUUUUUUGUUGUCGAUUUCUACGAAUUCUUUGUUGGUGUAGUAUUUCUUUUAUUUUUCUGUAAAAAGUUGUAGCUCUAGUUUGUUGAAUAUUGAAGAAAUAAAGAAAAAGGGGACAUAUGCAAGUGUACCUUCAACAUUUUUGUAAGUUUGAGAAAUAUUACAUUUGUUUGUUGUUUGAAA